AUGCGUCACUUCCAGCAGAACAAAGUGAACAAAGAGAGCUUGGAGCUUCUGAAGAAAAUGAGCAGAAUUUCCCCCUCACAAUGCAUACGUGAAAGGACAGCUUUCAAACCCACCCAGGAAGUUUGCCAACUCCCACUGUUCCAGAAGGAUAAUGCCAAGAUGGCAAUGCAAGAGAUCCUCCAAGAGAUCUUCAACAUCUUUAGCAAAAACCUCCCCCAAAGUACCUGGGAUGGGAUUUCUAUAGUCAGGUUCCAAAAUAGACUUUACCAGCAAAUUCAGCAGCUGGAGGCGUGUUUGAAAGCAAAAAUGGAAAAGGACUUAACCAACCCAGAAAGUGAGGACCUCCAGCACACCGGUUGGAGAGUGAAACAAUACUUUCAGAGGAUAGAUGCUUUCCUGAAAGAAAAGCAAUACAGCCUGUGUGCCUGGGAGAUCAUUCGCGUGGAAAUACCCAGAUGUUUUGUACUGACUGACAAACUCAACAGAAGCCUUAGUAACUAAGGUACAGUACCAAGCUUUUCCCUGUAGUUAAUGACCUAACAUUAGUAUAAUUUUUACAGCUGAACAGAGAUAGUGGAUAUUUUAUAUCAGAGGGGUAGCCGUGUUAGUCUGGAUCUGUAAAAAGCAACAAAGUACACAUAUGUG
This is a messenger RNA of Gopherus flavomarginatus (Mexican gopher tortoise), 645 nucleotides long. RefSeq names its product interferon alpha-2-like. Gene Ontology annotation, molecular function: cytokine activity; type I interferon receptor binding. The coding region runs from base 1 to 501 and encodes 166 amino acids. Gene Ontology annotation, cellular component: extracellular region. NCBI's taxonomy places the organism in Eukaryota, Metazoa, Chordata, Testudines, Testudinidae. The record is from RefSeq and is a predicted model, not a curated record. Gene Ontology annotation, biological process: natural killer cell activation involved in immune response; defense response; T cell activation involved in immune response. The transcript has a single exon.